Otolemur garnettii (small-eared galago) is the source of this 820-nucleotide messenger RNA. It is a transcript of the gene MYMK, whose product is annotated as myomaker, myoblast fusion factor. Gene Ontology annotation, cellular component: plasma membrane. Lineage: Eukaryota; Metazoa; Chordata; Mammalia; Primates; Galagidae. The coding region runs from base 155 to 820 and encodes 221 amino acids. The record is from RefSeq and is a predicted model, not a curated record. The transcript has 5 exons.
GUGUCCUCAACAUGUGCUCUGGUGUCCCUGCCUUUGUCCAGGGCAUUUAAACCCUCCUGUGGUCGCCCUGCAGCUGCCAUUGGGGCUUUCUCCCUCGCAAGCCCUGCCCUGGGGCCUGGAGGCCUGCACACUCGCCAGAGCCUUCCUCCUGCCCAUGGGGACGCUGGUGGCCAAGCUGCUCCUGCCCACCCUCAGCAGCCUGGCCUUUCUGCCCACGGUCAGCAUCGCCGCCAAGAGGCGGUUCCACAUGGAGGCCAUGGUCUACCUCUUCACCAUGUUCUUCGUGGCGCUCUACCAUGCCUGCCAUGGCCCUGGCCUGUCUGUGCUCUGCUUCGCUCGGCACGACAUCCUGGAAUACUUCAGCAUCUACGGGACAGCGCUGAGCAUGUGGGUGUCCCUGAUGGCCUUGGCUGACUUUGAUGAACCCAAGAGGUCCACACUGGUGAUGUUUGGUGUCCUGACGAUCGCAGUGCGAAUCUACCAUGACCACCAGGGCUACGGGGUGUACUCAGGUCCCAUCGGCACUGCUGUCCUCAUCAUCGCCGCAAAGUGGCUGCGGAAGAUGAAGGAGAAGCAUGCUCUGUACCCCGACGCCAGUGUCUACACCCAGCAGCUGGGCCCUGGCCUCUGCUUUGGUGCCCUGGCCCUCAUGCUCCGCUUCUUCUUCGAGGACUGGGACUACACCUACGUCCACAGCUUCUACCACUGUGCCCUGGCCAUGUCCUUUGUCCUGCUGCUGCCCAAGGUCAACAAGAAGGCUGGGAAUGCGGGGGCCCCGGCCAGGUUGGACUGUCCCACCCUGUGCUGUGCCUGUGUCUGA